Molecule: messenger RNA, 2423 nt
Organism: Crotalus tigris (Tiger rattlesnake)
Lineage: Eukaryota; Metazoa; Chordata; Lepidosauria; Squamata; Viperidae
Gene: PGRMC2
Product: progesterone receptor membrane component 2
Exons: 3
Coding region: 46-675 (209 amino acids)
Cellular component (GO): membrane; endomembrane system
Source: RefSeq, a predicted model, not a curated record
CGGGGGCGGAGCGGUUCCUUUCAGGCAGGCGCUGGCUGGGCAGUGAUGGCGGACGAUGGGAUUGGAAAGCUAAGGACGGAGCAAGGCGACGGCGGCAGCAGCGGCGGCGACGCUCCGCCGGAGACGGCGAGUGCCUCGUCCGGAAGCUGGCUCUGGGGAAGCUGGUUCGACAUGCUAUUUAUCUUGACGCUGGUGAUCGUGACGCUUUUGGCCUAUCAGGUCUACAAGCGCUGGGGCAAAAGGAUCGGAGCUGGGGGCGCGGCGCAACAAAGUCAGGCCCACUCCUUGCCCCGCAUGAAGCGGCGGGACUUCACUCUGGAGCAGCUGCGCGAGUACGACGGCGCGCGGUUGCCGCGCAUCCUUCUGGCCGUCAACGGCAAAGUCUUCGAUGUAACCAAAGGCAGCAAGUUCUACGGGCCCGAAGGUCCUUAUGGAAUAUUUGCUGGGAGAGAUGCCUCAAGGGGACUAGCAACUUUCUGUCUAGAUAAAGAUGCACUCAGAGAUGAAUAUGAUGAUUUAUCGGACUUAAAUGCUGUGCAAAUGGAAAGCGUUAGGGAAUGGGAAAUGCAGUUUAAAGAAAAAUAUGACUAUGUAGGUAGACUUCUAAAGCCAGGAGAGGAACCAUCAGAAUAUACAGAUGAAGAAGAUACCAAGGAUCACACUAAACAAGAUUGAACUUUGUAAAUCACCAAAGUUAGGGGCCUUUGGAACUGUAAUCUUUUAUUCCCCAUCAAAGAAUGUCCUAUACCUUGGAUACACUUCAUCUACUACAGAAAAUGAUUUGUUUUAUAUAUGAUCCUUUCCUGAUGAAGAUUUGAUUUGAUUAGUAGGCAUUCUUUGUGCUGCCAAAAAUUUAUUCUUUCUUUAUUCCUUUUUUUUUUUUUUGCAAUGUAUCUAUGUCUGGAAAGGCUUCAUUAAUGGGGGCCAGGGAUUUAAAAUGCAAAGAAAGUAAUUUCUUGCAGCACGUUGAAGCCUUUGAACAGUUUGUUAUUUACAGGCUUAUGUGUUUCAUGUGUAAUUUCUACUCUUUGAGCUCUAAAUGGAAAACCUAGUUCUUUUAAGGAAUUCAUAGUUAACACAGCGGCUGAAACAUAAAUGGGACUGCUCAGACAGUAAACUACUUCAGAGCUCUGCAGAUUACAUAGUUUCAAAUAAAAUUCUCUAAAGGUAGAAGAGAAUUUAUUUGCAGACAUUAUCAUCUGAAAUCUGCAUUCUAUGCUUGUUUUUUCCCUGAAUCAAAAUAUUUGUGCCUUAUUUCACUUAGACUUGAAUUGUUUUAGAGGAAAACCCAAAAUAUGAGUCACUAAAAGCAGCAUUGAAGAUUGGCUAGAACAGUCAGUUAACUGGAACAAUUGAUGUCAUUUUGUAUAUAGAAUAUAAAGAAAUACACAGUGUUAUAUAUAUAGAUAUAUAUAUAAAUAAUGUGUGUGUGUGUGUCUGUAUACAUACACAUGCAAAAACUUUAAAGAGUGUAAUGGCCAAAUGCAUUCUCCCUUUGCUUUUUAAAUAAGCUCAAUUAGUAUUUUUUCCAUCCCCAGGGAGCUCCUUAAAGGUGAGGAGCCUAACCUCAUAUCAUUGUGAAAUGAGGCUAUGCAUGGAUGUGCGUGCUUGAGUACAAAAAGUGGGAGGAUGGUUCCUACAGAUACUGUAAAUACAAAUACAAUUUUAAUAAAGCAUGUAAAAUACCAAAUGUGCUGUCAGACUUUAUGAAGAUGCUGAAAAACUAGUAUUGGUGGCUAGGACUUUUGUUUCAGAAAAAAAAAAGAAAAUGAUUUAAUAUUUUUGCACUGUAUUAAAUAAACCAUUGGCCAAAUAUUUUUUUAAUAAUUUCAUCAUUAAUUGUAAUACAUAAAAUAUAACAGUUUUGGUGAAUAAAAACAGUGGCAUAUAUCUGCAUAGAACAUAUAUCUGAAAAUGCUUUAGUGAAUAUGUCAUUCUCCUUUCCUAGCCUAUUAACUGCAUCACUUCUUUUAUUUUUUUGAUAUAGCAAGUACUUUUCUUCCAGGUUUUGCAAGCUAGUCAGAACACUAAUCCAGUUGUGGCAUCCAGCAUUAAAAAGAAAAAGCAUGCAAUAAAACAGUGAGUCUGGCAAGAGGGAAAUGUGAUCUUCAGUCCAUCUGUUAAGAGUAUUUUCCACAAAAACACGUGAAAAGUAUCUGGUUCCAAAUGACCAAAUAGUUCUGGCCUUCAGGUUGGAUUGUAAAUGGUGAUUAUUGAUAACAGUGUCUAUAGAAAAAUACUGUUCCUCCCUUUUUUUGAUGUGAACCUUUUGUUGCAUUUAUUUUAAUGUCUAAGCCUCCAUUGAUCAGCCAGUUAUAAUUCUUCCACUCCAAAAUUUUAUUCAAUUGAAAUUAUGCGAUCUGUUUUGAGAAAUGAACAAUUUGUGUUCUUUUAUAAAAAAAAUAAAGUGUUCUGUAGAUAUA